UAAAGUCUUCCUGGAUGCAUGCAGUAAAUGUGUCUGAUUUGUGAGUGUGUUGUAGUUUUAUUUCUUUUUGCAAAUAAGCAUUGAGUAAUGUUGCUGAUAGAAAACAGUUGAACUGCGCAGAGAGUUCAGCUCAGUCGAAGCAGAAGCGAGGAGAGGGCAGAAAGCGGAGAGAUCGGUCUCGGUUUUAUUAUGCUCGAUUUGAACCGUAUUUUCCAAUCUAACCGGUCGGACUCAUGGUGAAAAGAAAGAAGACGUCGCCUACUAGCGAAGAACACGAAGAUGGCAUGACACUGGGCUCCAGGGAGGCGAUCGGUGUCGAAGGGAGGAGGAAUCCGUCCAGAAAGCCCGAAGGUUGCGACGAGGAGGAGAGCGGAGAGCAGGCGAGCGAGGAGCGCAGUACAAAGGGAGACGACGGAGUGGAAAUUCUUAAUCCAUCAACUACGGGUCUCAGCCCCGGUUCUGCUCCGGUUCUACCGGCCUCUCCGCCGAACCGGACCGGUUUUGACUCGACCCAGCAUUCCCAGUCCUCCGCGGAGCCCGCCCCUCCGUGUCACGACCAGCAUCAUUUUCUCCGAUCAAGCGUCCGACCAGCGAGCAAACGGAUCCGGAAGGAUUCGAUCGGCUCGACCAUCAAUGGACACGGAGGGGCGAAAUCGAAAGGGGCAGAGAAUGGCUCCUCCUCUCAGGGGACAGUGGGACAGUCGGGGCCAGUGGCCGGCUCCACGGGCGGAGUGUCGAAGGCCUCCAAGGGCCAGGGGUCAGCUGAGAAGGAGGAGCAAGCUGGUAACCAGAAGAGGGCCCGUCGGCAGUGGGAGUCUUGGAGCACAGAGGACAAAAACAGCUUCUUUGAGGGCCUCUAUGAGCAUGGGAAGGACUUCGAGGCGAUCCAGAACAACAUUGCAAUGAAGUACAAGAAAAGGGGAAAGCCAGCCAACAUGGUGAAGAACAAGGAGCAGGUUCGCCACUUCUACUACCGGACCUGGCACAAGAUCUCAAAACACAUUGACUUUGCCAACGUGUACUCCAGAGUGCUGAAGAAAUCCUCUCAAGAACUGUACGGCCUCAUCUGCUACGCCGAGCUGCGCAAAAAAGUUGGCGGGUUAAUGGAUGAUAAGAACGUGUCAAAGCUGAACGAACUAAUCCAACAAGGGGCCACCACCGUGCGCUCCAAAGGGAGGAACCUGCGAAUCAAAGCCCCCAUGUGCCGAGCACUGAAGAAACUUUGUGACCCAGACGGAGUGAGUGACGAAGAGGACCAGAAGCCAGUGCGUCUGCCCCUGAAGGUGGCCGUGGAGCUCCAACCGCGCAGCAACCACUCCUGGGCCCGCGUUCAGAGUCUAGCCCACAACCCUCGCCUCAGGAUGGUGGUGGAGCUCCACAGGAAAGUCUCCAGCCUGAUUGAUUAUCUGAAACAGAAGUGGGCAUACCAGGACCAGCGGAUCCUAAAGAGUCUCAUGGAGAGGGAGGCUCUGGAGGUCGGCCCAUCCAGCACAGCAUCUCCCAGCGAAUCCCAGCAGGACGACCUCUUCCUCUACCCCGCUGAGAGCAGCACUUUGACCACACUGCCUGGUGUGGCACGUGUCGUGCACUCCAAGGCCUCCUGCACUGUCCACUGGCUAGAAAGUGGCAAGAGCCGGCCGAAUGCCAAGGAGCUGCCCGCGGCUCAGAUCCUGGGUAUUCACACGGCGCCUUCACUUCGGACUGGCACUAAAUCUGGACGGGGCGGCGCCGCCACCGCCGCCGCCGGUGCUUCAGUGACUGCAUUGUGCGAUAGUCGACGAACUGAGCCCCUUAACCCCGAGCCUUCACAAGACUGCUCUACGAAGGUAGAGGAGAAGAGGCCUCAGUCUGUGUCUGUCCCCGCCUCCUCUCAGCAGACCGCGGCUCUUCGGGAAGAGGGGGCUGGGAUAGGAGCCUUGGAAGGUGGGAAGAUCGGCACUGGUGUGAAGGCCAGUAGUGGUUUAGCAGGGAGCAAAAGCCUCGAGAAGUUGUGCAGUGCCGCAGAAAGCUCCUCGGAGCCGUGUCACGAGGAGCAGAACGCCAGCAGCUCCUCCCCGGAGGCCAACCGGACUCCCCCCGCCAAACCGCCGGUGUCCGGCUCCGAGGAGGGGAUGUCGCAGGGCGCUGCCCCGGCAGCCAGGGAACGGGCUGUGGAGCAGAUCAGAGGGGAGGGCUGGAGCGCACGCGACGCCGAGAACGUCACGCUGGCCGAGCUCUACCUGAUGUUCGGGAAGCCCGGCAAGCUGCAGCUGGAGUACGAGUGGCAGCCCAUCGCAGUUCCUUUCAACAACCAAGAGAACGGACAAGCCCAGCUCAAGCCCCUCAGGACGCAGCACGUGUUGCGCUGCCUGCUCAAGCUGGUUGCCACUGAGGUCAAUCCUAAACCUUUGGCUCCAGAGCUGUGCUCCACUGCUCCAUCCCCACACAAGACCCACCAGGAGGAGCAGAACCAGGCCCUCACGCCUCCAGGGAAGGGUCCCGGAGCAGGUGUGCGCAGCCCCAGCUGUGGCCGGCAGCAGGCCUCCGUCCGCGGGGCCCGGUUCCACCUGCCAACUGCUGGAGUCUCAGGUGGUCGCAACCUCCCCCGCUCUCUGCUGGGGUCGGCGGCGAGCGGCGAGGCCGAAUGCGGCAUGUUCGCGGUGCCCACCACGCUGCCCCCCAACUGCUCGCGGCACAACCGAAUGUUCUCCCCCAACAAGGAAGCCGAGCUCGCCCUCAAACAGCAGCUCGACUCCAUCAGUAUGCAGUCGGAUCUUUUCCUUUCGAGACAGAGAAAACCUCGAAACAGACAACUCCGGAAACCACUCGUAGUUCAGCGAACACUUCUACCACGAACUACAGGAGACACUCCUCAGCAUGUGUGCUCCUUCUCCAUCCUCUCCAACUCCUCUGCCACAGGAACUGGAUCUUUCCGGCCAAUCCACACUCGCCUGGCUCCUUCCUCCCGCCCCCUCCUGUCCAAAGCUUCCCCUGCAGCGUCCAGCUCUGCAGCAGCCAGCCUCUCCAGUGCCAUUGACCUGGCUGCUAAGUCUGCAGGUAUCAUCCCUGGCAGUCCCUGCCGGGAGCUGAACUCUCCCGCUGUUGAUAACGGCGCCCUGCUGCACACCACGCCCAUUGUUGAUGCGGAACCAGACGCUCAACUCCUCCAGCACAAUGUCCCAGAGAAUGGUCACCCUCCAUCGUCUUCUGGAGUGACCGGUGGUAGGGACUCGAUCCUCUCUCCCCCCAGCGUGGCCUCGCUCCUGGACAUCUCUCUCCCCGGCCCCCCCGAAGAGGCUCUAGCCCCCGGAGAACCUCAGAUGCACAUCAGCGACUCCAUCAUCGAGCUCGCCAUCAACUCCGCCCACUAUGGUGAGGAAGCCUCUCUGUCUCCAGCCAAGCUGAGCAACAGCGACGGCUCCAAACUGUUGGCCUCGUCUCCCUCAGUCAGCCCCUCCAGAGGCUGGAUCCCGUCGCCCAGCCACGACCCCCAGUGGUACCCCAGCGACUCGUCUGACUCCACACUGGGAUGCCUCCUCUCCAGCAUGGUCUCUCCUGAUAAGGGCAAGCGGACCACCCUGACCCCCUCUGGCCCCUCCAGCGGCACAGCUUUGCUUGGUCCCAGUCUCCUGGACUGCAACUCCCAUGAUUCCUUUCAGUCCCGUGGCCUUCCUGAUGUGGCAGAGAUGGACUCUCAGCUUGCUUGCAUGAUGAGUGAGAGCAGUGUGGACUACAUCGCACGCUUCAACGACUUGGCCCAGGAGCUGGCUGUGAACGAGCCCUCCAUCCCCCCAUGAGAGGUCCUGGCUCCAGCAACCCACGGGCAUCUUGAAGGGCUCUGUCGAGACUUUUCUCCACGCUAUCCCUUCUACUUUGGAGAAAAGACGCCCGCCCCCCUGCCCCCCCUCCUGUUUGUAAAAGUGCAAUAAUAGCAGUGAACCGUGACCGUUGUUCAAAGCGAGUUCAAAACUCGUUGGUGUCACUGAACUGUUCUUUAAGUGGAAACGCCCUUUAAAAAACGAACACUUUAGAAAAACAAAUGCGUUUACAAAACACAACCUCAUGUACGGGAACAAACUAUGCCAUAUUUGAACAAACAACAUUUUGACUGAUCUGUUAUGUCUCUUCCUGCUCUGUGUGUCCGUCUCCUAUUCGCUGAGAUUAAGCCCACAACAUGUGGAAACCCGCCACAAUGUGCAGGCCAGAUCCAAGUAGCGGCGCCGACGGGAGAUUUUCAAAGUAAUGGCAAAGUUCAAAAAAACUACUGCCCUCCUUUCCAGAUGUUUUUGAUCAGUUUGAGGUUUUAUUGGUUGCAUUUGAGGAACGCAGCAUGCCGUGAUGCGUGUUCGGAAUCAGGUUUGUCAUUUCUCGCCGGUCAAAUGUUACAGGCCAAACGGCAGCUUUGAUUUUUACUACUUCAAUUAAAGUUUGCGCUGAAAUCACAUUGGAGUUAAAUGUGCAGUCGCUUCAUGCGGAUUCUCACUUUUUUAAAGUAUGUUGAGACGAGAAUAGCGAUGCAAUGCUCUUCGGGUCUGUUUGUUGUUGCGUAAACAGGUCGACGUUCAGUUUUGGCAUUUUAAAUAACUUCUAUUGGAGUAUUUCGUUCGACUGCUUUGACAAAUAACAUCGAUCAUUUACUUUAUCUCUCUUGCAAGAAGCGAGUCGAGCUGAUUUCAGGCGACUGAACAGAAAGUUACUCCAUAUUCAUUUUUAUUGACAAACUAAAAUAGAAAAUGUCCGUGGUGUUACACUCCCUUUCAAGCGAACAGGCACAAGUAUGAAAUUAUAUUAAACAAUAAAGCCAUAGUUUUAAGCUUUUUUUUUUUUAAAGUAGUUUUGUAACCUGAUUGGUUGUGUUCAAAACAUUAAUACUUCAUUGACUAGUAAAAACACUCCCCAUGCGGGGAGGUUGGAGGUCAAAAGAUGCUUUAAAGUGCUUUCCCCAUGUAGAUUUGAUGCAAUGUGCUGUUGUGAACAGCAACCACACACCUACCACGUGACGUCCAUACUUAUUACAUCCACAUUUUCUGAAUUUCAAUUAACCAGCAUCAUCAAUAUACAGUAUUGUGAACGUUUUGUCUCGACAACAUGUUUAAUCUUAUCUCGGAGUGUACACUUUAGGAGAGCUCUUGUUAUCAUUCCACAGAUAGGAUUUAAAAUGUUUGUCUCCAAGCACCUUGAGGGCUUUGACGCUACAGUGUAAAAGCUCUUGCGAUGUUUAUUCAUUUGUGAAAAGGCUUCAUCUUCACACACUAGAUACAAUGAAGAUGAUUCUUAAUAAGGAAUAAACAGCAGGUUCAUCUUUGAAUCUGGCAUGUUGAAUUUUUGUUGAAGGAUUUAUUUGUACAAAUGUCAAUAAACUUUACUGCGCUUUUUGUAACAUAACGUAAAUUGUUAUUUGGACUAUUUAUUGUUAACAUUUCAGAAAUAUAAUUUUUUUGUCUAACUUAAUAUUAAGAAAGAAUGAACUGUUUUCAGUUUGUAUAAUGUGUUUUCAUUCUGUGUAUAAAGAUAGUUAUAAAAACCU
Molecule: messenger RNA, 5506 nt
Organism: Pseudoliparis swirei
Lineage: Eukaryota; Metazoa; Chordata; Actinopteri; Perciformes; Liparidae
Gene: cramp1
Product: cramped chromatin regulator homolog 1
Exons: 20
Coding region: 234-3776 (1180 amino acids)
Biological process (GO): pattern specification process
Cellular component (GO): nucleus
Molecular function (GO): chromatin binding
Source: RefSeq, a predicted model, not a curated record